This is a messenger RNA of Astyanax mexicanus (Mexican tetra), 2156 nucleotides long. RefSeq lists its product as uncharacterized. The record is from RefSeq and is a predicted model, not a curated record. The transcript has 2 exons. Gene Ontology annotation, molecular function: nucleic acid binding. NCBI's taxonomy places the organism in Eukaryota, Metazoa, Chordata, Actinopteri, Characiformes, Acestrorhamphidae. The coding region runs from base 727 to 1716 and encodes 329 amino acids.
AUUACAGUUUUUCUCGAUUGUUUACACACAAAUAUUGGUACUUGAAACACAAUGACCACAAAAUGUAACUCAUGCACCAACCCCCUGAACCAAUUCUGCUAAACUACAAGCACAAUUCCUGCUUUACACUCAAAUUGCAGUUCUAAAACACACUUUUUCCAAAACUCUACACACAAUUGUCAUGAAGAAAAUCUCUUGUUUUCACAAGGAACGCACUGUUAUUCAAAACUCUAAAGUUAAUUGCCCUACUAUGCACACUGACUCCUCACAUGGGCAAACACCUAACACACAUGUUUCCACUCAGCAAUCAGAGCUUUAGCAUAAAAGGGCAACAGGUGAGCUCUUCUGUUUGGAGCAAUGGAGGCCAAUGUUGUAAACAGAGGCAGAGCCACAGCCAGAGGAGUGAGAGUAAGAGGAGGACGAUGGGGAGGACGAGGACGAGGAAGGCCAAGGACAAUCAUUUCUGAUGAGAUCCGAGCCACUUUGGUUGACCAUGUGGUCAACCAUGGCCUAACAAUGAGGGAGGCUGGGCAAAGAGUACAGCCAAAUUUGAGCAGGUACACUGUAGCAUCCAUCAUCCGGACUUUCCGCAAUGAGAAUAGGUAAGAAAUCUACUCUCACUACAAAACUGCAGUACUGCAUAUCAAUACAGUACUCAAUGAGUACAGUAGUACAGUAUUACCUGUGGACUGUUCUGUAGGACAUUGUGUUUCGAGCAUUUGGGAAAUGUAUUCCUACACAGUAUUUACAGUAUUGCACUCUUUGUAUUGCAGAACUGAAAUAUUACCAACAAGAGGUGGACGGGGCCGUCUUCUGUCUCCUGAACAGGAAACAGAGAUCAUGAACAUGGUUCUUGAAAAUAACGCCAUUACCUUACGGCAAAUACAAAGAAAAAUAAUAGAAAACAAUGAGAUAUUUCAAAAUAUUGAUAGGGUAAGUUUAUCAACGCUGGACCGUGUCUUGCACAGAAAUAAACUGAGGAUGAAGCAGGUCUACAGGGUGCCAUUUGAGCGCAAUUCAGAAAGAGUCAAAGAAUUGCGAUAUAACUAUGUGCAAAGAGUCCUUGAGCUGGAGGUGGAUGCAGUGGAGCACCAGUUCAUCUUCAUUGAUGAGGUUGGAUUCAACCUCACAAAAAGACAAAGGAGGGGAAGGAAUAUAAUCGGCCAGCGUGCCAUUGUUGAAGUCCCUGGCCAGCGCGGAGGGAACAUCACAAUGUGUGCAGCGAUGACCCACCAUGGCAUCAUCCAUCACCAUGCUACCCUUGGCCCCUACAACACUGCCCAUCUGAUCACAUUCCUGGACACCCUACACAACACACUCAUUCCACCAGAUCAGAUAGACGGCCCAGAGCAGCUCAGGUACGUUGUCAUUUGGGACAACGUAAGCUUCCACCGGGCUGCUCUGGUUCAUAACUGGUUCACUGACCACCCACGCUUUUCAGUUGUUUAUCUCCCUCCAUAUUCUCCAUUCCUCAAUCCUAUUGAGGAAUUUUUUUCUGCCUGGAGAUGGAAAGUGUACGACCUAAAUUCAGAAACGCGUAUACCCCUUUUCCAAGCUAUGGAAGACGCAUGUGGAGAUAUAGCAGUUGAUGCUUUUCAUGGCUGGAUUCGCCAUGCUAGGCGAUAUUUCCCCCGCUGCUUGGCCAGGGAAAACAUUGCUUGUGAUGUAGAUGAGGUGCUGUGGCCAGACCGAAACAGAAGAGAGGAUGCAGCAUAGUUUAUUUUGUUUUGUUUUUUUUAUUAUUAACUGUAUACAGUAAAAUCUUCUGCACUGUAUGUGCAACUUUGUGUCGGUUGGGAUGUACACUGUGUACAUUGUUUUGUGGGAAAAAUAAAACAUGUUUGUUACAGUAUAUUUGUGUGUUCUGAGUAUAAAAACAAUAUUCUAAAAUAUUUUACAACGCACUUAUGUAUUUAAUGUCUGUAGUAAGUGUAACACUGAACAAAAAGUCAUUAUGAUGAAUGGAGAAUGGUGUUUUACACUGAGCACAUCAGUGUUUAAAUGCUUUUUUUAAUUGUCUGUUCAUAUGAUAGUUUGUGUGUGUCAUCUGAACACAAAAUGGCCUUUUGUGAAGAGAUAAAACUGUUUUGAAUGUAAAGUUUCAUUUUGCAGGAGAAUUGAAGGGUUUUGCCCAUUGUGUGUGUGUUUGUUGGAUU